Stylophora pistillata is the source of this 737-nucleotide messenger RNA. RefSeq lists its product as uncharacterized. Gene Ontology annotation, biological process: signal transduction; inflammatory response. Lineage: Eukaryota; Metazoa; Cnidaria; Anthozoa; Scleractinia; Pocilloporidae. Gene Ontology annotation, molecular function: signaling receptor activity. Gene Ontology annotation, cellular component: plasma membrane. The record is from RefSeq and is a predicted model, not a curated record.
CUGAUUAAACAAACAAGAAGCAGUCCAUCAGGAAGGAGUUUGCGUCUAAACACGAAAUGCUUGGCGAUAUACCUCGCCUUGAAAUUGCAGUUCCAUGUGAUGCCGACGUCUCUUAACAGAACAGCAGUCCAAUGAAUACAGAGCUCGGCCGUUUUAUUUUUGUCGUUUUAUUGCCACUGUUUGUCCUUAUCGCUGGCGUUCUGCUUCAAGAAUCUCAAGCACGUCUUGCAAAGUCACCAUGCCUUAAAAAAUGCCAUCGCUUAGCUCAAAAAGCUGCUGGUUCAAAGCAGGUACUCCUCCCGUGCAAUAAACUUUGCAAAGCAAGGCAAGUGGCAGACCAACGAGGCCCAACUCAACAUAGCUCCAUCAAACGGAGCAUUCAACAGGCAUUGAAAGCCAUUCCUGAAUGCUCAGUCUCUUCGCCAAAUCAAAAAGUGGAUUGGACCCCAAGCUAUGUGAACGUGACCUUUGGACAAUAUAAAAAGACCAGCCACUGGUACGCCAACAUAUCUUGGACACCCUUAAAUGAAACUUACGGAAACUGGUCUGGCAUAGUUGUUAAACUUUUGGUAAAAAAUGCCCACCCACUCUUAAACGGCGUAUACCCAUCAAUUUGUUCUCAACAUCCAAAGGUAAGAUGCAAAGUUACGCGGAAAAUACACUUCUAAUCCUUCUUAUAGCCUGACCUGAAUUUUGUUACUUAUGAGGUGAACUCAAGAGGGUAUUAAAUAUAUCUU